AUGUCGUCCGUUAAGGUGGCGGUCCGUGUGCGACCGUUCAACUCCCGGGAGAUCGGCCGGGAGUCAAAGUGUAUCAUCGAGAUGGCCGGCAACACCACCUGCAUCACAAACCCCAAAGUACCGCCCGGUACCUGUGACUCGGUCAAACGCUUCAACUACGACUACUCGUAUUGGUCGCACGAUCCCCGCGAUCUGGAAUUCUCCACACAGGCCAUGGUUUACUCGGACAUAGGCGAGGAGAUGCUGCAGCACUCGUUCGAUGGAUACAACGUGUGCAUCUUCGCGUACGGUCAGACCGGCGCUGGCAAGUCGUACACCAUGAUGGGCAAGCAGGAGGAGAACCAGGAGGGUGUGAUACCGAUGAUCUGCAAGGACCUGUUCCGUCGGAUACAGGAAACGGAGAGUGACGACCUGAAGUACUCGGUCGAGGUGUCGUACAUGGAGAUCUAUUGCGAGCGCGUCCGGGAUCUGCUGAACCCGAAGAACAAGGGCAAUCUAAAGGUGCGCGAACACCCGCUGCUCGGUCCGUACGUGGAGGAUCUGUCAAAGUUGGCGGUCACCUCCUAUCAGGAUAUCCACGACCUCAUUGACGAGGGCAACAAGGCGCGUACCGUGGCUGCCACCAACAUGAACGAAACGAGCUCCAGAUCGCACGCUGUGUUUACGAUUUUCUUCACCCAAAAGCGCCACGACCGUAUGACCAGCCUCGAGACGGAGAAGGUUUCCAAAAUCAGUCUGGUCGAUCUGGCCGGGUCCGAGCGGGCGGACUCGACCGGCGCCAAGGGAACACGCCUGAAGGAGGGCGCCAACAUUAACAAGAGUCUCACCACUUUGGGCAAGGUCAUCUCGGCGUUGGCAGAAAUCGCCUCGAAGAACAAAAAGUCCAAAAAGGCCGACUUUAUACCGUAUCGUGACUCGGUUUUAACAUGGCUGUUGAGAGAAAACCUUGGUGGAAACUCAAAAACUGCAAUGAUUGCCGCGAUAUCGCCGGCCGAUAUCAACUACGAUGAAACGCUCAGCACAUUACGAUAUGCCGAUCGCGCCAAGCAGAUCGUCUGCAAGGCUGUCGUCAACGAGGACGCCAACGCGAAGCUUAUCCGCGAGCUCAAAGAGGAAAUACAAAAACUGCGCGAACUCCUCAAAGCAGAAGGAAUCGAGGUCCAGGAAGGACCGGACGGUAAAGUGGUUUGUGAAAAGCGAGAUGCUAAUAAAGAUGGUGAAAAGAAGAUCCAUUCGCCGAACCGCAACCGCAAGCGCACCGGUUCCAGCACGGAAAUGGCGGUCGAUCAGCUGCAGGCUAGCGAAAAGUUGAUCGCUGAGUUGAACGAAACCUGGGAGGAGAAGCUGAAGCGUACCGAGCAGAUUCGCGUACAGCGCGAGGCCGUCUUCGCCGAGAUGGGCGUGGCAGUGAAGGAGGACGGUAUCACGGUCGGUGUGUUCUCGCCCAAGAAGUCACCGCAUCUGGUAAACCUGAAUGAGGAUCCGACCCUGUCGGAGUGUUUACUGUAUUACAUCAAGGACGGACUCACUCGCCUCGGCACGUCGGAAGCAAAUGUGCCGCAAGACAUCCAACUGUCGGGAUCCCACAUCUUGAAGGAGCACUGCGUGUUCGAGAACAAGGACGGUGUGGUGACACUGGUGCCGCAUAAGGAUGCACUGGUUUACGUAAACGGGCGCAAGGUGAUCGACCCCGAGGUACUGCAGACCGGGUCGCGUGUAAUUUUGGGCCGCAAUCACGUGUUCCGGUUUACGCACCCGGAGCAGGCACGCGAAAAGCGUGAGAAAAAUAAAGAGGUAGACGUGUGUGAAACUUCUCCCGGCGGCGGCGAGAUUGCUGAUUGGAACUUUGCCCAGUGCGAGCUGCUCGAGAAACAAGGCAUUGACUUGAAGGUGGAAAUGGAGAAGCGCUUGCUGGCACUAGAGGAACAGUACAAGCGCGAGAAGCGGGCCGCCGAUCAAGAGUUUGAAGAGCAGCGCAAGACCUACGAGGCACGAAUUGAUGCGCUGCAGAAACAGGUGGAAGAACAGUCGAUGACGAUGUCGAUGUACAGCAGCUAUAGCCCCGAGGACUUCCAUCAGGAGGAAGACAUCUUUGUAAAUCCGCUGUUUGAAUCCUGCUGGACAGCACGUGAAGCCGGGUUGGCUGCGUGGGCAUUCCGUAAGUGGCGUUACCAUCAGUUCACUUCGCUUCGAGAUGACCUUUGGGGCAAUGCUAUCUUCCUGAAGGAGGCCAACGCCAUUUCUGUGGAGCUGAAGAAGAAGGUUCAAUUCCAGUUCACUCUGCUCACCGAUACCCUUUACUCACCGCUCCCACCGGAGUUGACACCGUCAUCAGUUGGAGCCAUUACCGGCGGCGGUCAGGAGGACGAUUUUGGUCACACGCCAAUACCGAGAACGACCGUCGCCGUAGAGGUUACCGACACUAAGAACGGGGCUACACACUACUGGAGUUUGGAGAAGCUACGGCAAAGGUUGGAGUUGAUGCGCGAAAUGUACCACAACGAGGCCGAACUCAGCCCGACCUCGCCGGACUACAAUGUUGAGAGCUUGACCGGGGGUGACCCAUUCUACGAUCGUUUUCCGUGGUUCCGCAUGGUGGGAAGAUCGUUUGUGUACUUGAGCAACCUGCUGUAUCCGGUUCCACUCGUGCACAAGGUGGCGAUUGUGAACGAGCGUGGCGAUGUGCGGGGUUACCUACGCGUAGCGGUUCAACCCGUGAUGGACGAAGAGAAUGCCGACUUCAGCAAUGGCGUCAAACAGUCCGCCCGUAUUCUGUUCGAUGAGGAGCAGAACGGUCAGCACAAAGUGCCCAAGAUUCGUACCAUCCCCGACAAGGACGAGAAGUACAUCGAGGGCGGCCACGAGAUGGGUACGAAGCUGGAGGAACUCGAGCAGGAAGACGCCGAUUCCGGGCGUGGCGAUUCGAGCGUUGCUUCGGAGCUCCACGAGUCCAACGAUCAGGAGCCGGGCGAGCAUCUGCAACCGGGCAAGGAAUUUACGUUCCGCGUUACGGUGCUGCAGGCAACCGGAGUUGCUGCAGAGUAUGCCGACAUAUUCUGCCAAUUCAACUUUUUGCACCGCCACGAAGAAGCUUUCUCGACGGAACCGGUCAAGAAUUCUGGAUCGGGCGCUCCUCUUGGAUUUUAUCACGUACAGAACAUAACGGUGCCAGUUACCAAAUCGUUCAUCGAAUACCUGAAGACUCAGCCGAUUGUCUUCAAAGUGUUUGGUCACUACCAGCACCACCCGUUGCACAAGGACGCCAAGCAGGACUGCCAGAUCACGAGACCGCCUCCGCGGCGCAUGUUGCCACCCAGCAUUCCGAUCAGCCAGCCGGUGCGCAGUCCCAAGUUCGGACCACUGCCGUGUCCGCCUUCGUCGACAGUGCUGGCAAAGCACGAUGUGCUAGUGUGGUUCGAGAUUUGUGAGCUAGCCCCGAACGGCGAGUACGUCCCGUCGGUUGUGGACCAUAGCGACGAUUUGCCGUGCCGUGGGCUGUUCCUGCUGCACCAGGGAAUCCAGCGUCGCAUUCGCAUCACGAUCGUACACGAGCCGACGCCGGAAGUGAAGUGGAAGGAUAUCCGCGAGCUGGUCGUAGGCCGCAUACGCAACCAGCCGGAACCGGCCGACGACGAGGAUUCAGACUCGUGCGUACUGUCACUCGGACUGUUCCCGGGCGAGGUGCUCGAGGUACCGGGCGAUGAUCGAUCGUUCUUCCGCUUCGAAGCUGCCUGGGAUUCGAGUUUGCACAACUCGGCAUUGCUCAACCGCGUCACGCAGGCCGGCGAACAGAUUUACAUCACACUGAGCGCAUACUUGGAGCUUGAGAACUGCGCUCGACCGGCCAUCAUCACCAAGGAUCUGAGCAUGAUCAUCUACGGGCGUGACGCACGCACCGGACCCCGCUCGUUGAAACAUCUGUUCUCCGGCCAGUACCGCAACCCGGAGGCGAACCGCCUGUCGGGAGUGUACGAGCUGUCCCUGAGAAGAGCUUCUGAAGCAGGUAGUCCAGGUGUCCAAAGACGCCAGCGCCGCGUGCUGGACACAAGUUCCACUUAUGUUCGUGGCGAAGAAAACCUACACGGUUGGCGUCCGCGCGGGGACUCACUCAUCUUUGACCACCAGUGGGAGCUGGAGAAGCUUACGCGGCUCGAGGAAGUGGGCCGUGUACGGCAUCUGCUGCUGCUGCGUGAACGCCUCGGAAUGGACACUACUCCGAACCCGACCACGAAAACCGAGAAGGAGGUGUGCAACUUGGCAGCCCGCGCUAGUGCUUCACCGGUGCACAUGGUAAUACCUCCAUCGCCGCAGACUCCGGUGAAGGACCAGCAGGCACCGGUCAUGCCGGAGCGCGACCUAUUGCCCCGUGAAAGCGAGCUCGUGUGGAAGUGCGUCAAGCUAAUCCAGGGCCGUAUCGGUAGCGGCAAGGAGUUGAGCGGCGAAUCAAACAGUGCCGCCUCGCAGGCGGCUGCCGAUGCUUCCCCCGGUGACGAGGGAUGUGCAGACAUGAGUGCUAGCUACAUCUCUAGCAACUCGAUUGAACUGUGCUCUCCGGAACGCGUUGACGUACCAAAUGGUUGGGAGGCACCGGCACCGGCCCCACAAACGCAGGACCUAUCGUUGCGUCUGUACGUCCCGGAACUGGAGGAGAUUCGCGUGAGUCCGGUCGUGGCCCGGAAGGGCUACUUGAACGUGCUCGAACACGGUGGAUCGGGCUGGAAGAAGCGCUGGGUGACCGUCCGGCGACCGUACGUCUUUAUCUUCCGCUCCGACAAGGAUCCCGUCGAGAGGGCCGUACUGAAUCUGGCCACCGCACAAGUGGAGUGCAGCGAGGAUCAGGCGGCAAUGGUAAAGGUGCCGAACACGUUCAGUGUUGUCACCAAACACAGGGGCUAUCUGCUGCAAACAUUAGGUGACAAGGAGGUGCACGAUUGGCUGUACGCAAUCAAUCCGCUGCUUGCCGGUCAGAUCAGAUCCCGCUUGGCCCGGAAAAAUAUCUCCAGCGUCAGCAGCAGUGGUAGUGGUAGCAACGUUGGUGAACCAGUGACAACUGGUUCUACGUCUGCCCUAGCUAUGGCAGCUUCGCAGGCCCAAACGAACAGUAGUAGCGCCGGCGGCAAAUGAGAUACAAUCACGAUGGAGUCCGUGCUGGUCUACUAAACACCCAUGGUCCACCAGCUCAUCGGUCACUCCUUCGUCGUAUCGAACCCAAGCUAUCGGCGACACCACCGGCAAAAUCAAACCAAAAUCUUUGUAGAACCCUCGUGUUGCCGUUGCAUUAUCCCUUCCACACUCGCAGCGCCUUGAUUUCGGAAACGAGAGAUUUAAGUUUCCACCCUCGGGCGAGAUAAGUUUUAUCCAUGACAAAAAAGGGUCAGAGCAAAAGAAAUGUCUCGUCGUUGCAAUCCUAUUCCCAACAAUUCUAGUCGGAUUUCGAUUCCAGGAAGCGGCGGUGGCGUACUACGAAUAAUAGGUAAAGUUAGGUUGGCAGAAUGGAAAGGCAGAGAGCGCCGUCUACCGAUCGACGGGUUUCGGAGAUUUAAAAUGGAAUGUUUAGUUUGAUAUGUUUGUUUUACUGUUUUUAGUUAAUGAAUACAGUUUUAUUCUGUUGUCGGCCAUGGGAACAAAGAUGGCCAACGUCUGGGAGAAUGAUUUUUGUACAUAAACAAGUUCUUUCAUAUUGCAAUCUCUUUAUGUUAGCCAAUGUUUCAAAGUGUUCAGUUGUGAUUCGUUUAGUGUCGAGGCUAGUGUAUUUCUAGGAUAAGCCUAAAAUUUCUACGAUGCGUGUGGA
Anopheles bellator is the source of this 5791-nucleotide messenger RNA. It is a transcript of the gene unc-104, whose product is annotated as kinesin-like protein unc-104. Lineage: Eukaryota; Metazoa; Arthropoda; Insecta; Diptera; Culicidae. Gene Ontology annotation, biological process: microtubule-based movement. The transcript is spliced from 19 exons. The record is from RefSeq and is a predicted model, not a curated record. Bases 1 to 5124 code for a protein of 1707 amino acids. Gene Ontology annotation, molecular function: ATP binding; microtubule binding; microtubule motor activity.